Molecule: messenger RNA, 2532 nt
Organism: Phaedon cochleariae (mustard beetle)
Lineage: Eukaryota; Metazoa; Arthropoda; Insecta; Coleoptera; Chrysomelidae
Source: the annotation of a GenBank genome assembly
AUGGAAAUAGCAGUAGCCGUGGACCACACUGUGAUAUCCUUCCAUGGUCGGAAUAAAGUUGAACAGUAUGUUUUGUCUCUUCUGAAUAUUGUGAGCGCCAUCUACCAAGACCCCUCCUUAGACUCCAACCUCAAGCUCGUCGUGACCAAACUCCUGUUCUACGAGCGCGAGAAGCACCACGUGAUCCGCCCAGGCAACGCCAAAAAGUCCCUGGAGAACGUCAACCUGUGGAACAGGAAGCUGCACGCUAACGCAGCCGCCUCCAGGCACGACGUGGCCGUCUGGCUGACCCGAUCUGACAUCGGGGGACCGUCGGGGUACGCGCCCGUGGGCGGGGCCUGCGACCCCAAGAGAAGUUGCGCCCUCAACAGGGACGAGGGGCUGACUAGUGCUUUCAUCAUUGCCCACGAGACUGCGCAUAUUUUGGGUUUGAGUCACGAUGGAGACCUGAAAAAUGGCAACAACUGUUCGCAAGAAGCGCUAGACGGAAGUGUCAUGGCUCCGAUGGUGUCUGCGACUUUCAAUAAGUUCUUCUGGUCAGAAUGCUCGAAGAAAGACUUCAGGAAGUACAGUAGUAAAUGGUCUUGUCUUCGGAACCAACCGAGUGGAAUAGGAGAUAUUUCGUUGAAUGCCACUCUUCAGACUGCAUUUACUAUGGACCAACAGUGUAGGAUGGAGUUCGGAAAUGGGUUCGCCAUGUGCAGAGCCUUCGAAAUCAUCGAACCAUGUCAACAUUUAUGGUGUGGGCACGAGAAAAGCCCAAUGGUUUGUAAGACCAAGAAAGGACCUCCACUAGAAGGCACUGAAUGCGGUUUUGGAAAGUGGUGUAUGAACGGCUACUGCGAGGACUUCGCUAACCGUAGGGUGGAGAGGGGGCCGAUAGUGCUGAACCCCCAACACGGAGAGUGGGGCGAGUGGGGACCUUGGGGAGUGUGCUCCCGGCCGUGCGGGGCGGGGGUCAGAUUCCGGACCAGGAAAUGCGACAGUCCUCCGCCAUCUUAUGGUGGAAAGCAGUGCGUGGGGAAAUCAGAGCAAUGGAGUAUCUGCAGGGAUCAGGAAUGUUCUGAGCAGCUAAUGGACAUGCGGGCUCUGCAAUGCAAACAGCUACCGUCACUUUUCGAUUCAGAGGGAAAUCGACAUCUGAACUUCACCUGGCUUCCUUACGAGAGUGACGAAAAUGCUAAGAAGUGCAAGUUUAUUUGCCUGAAUGCUGAGAGGAAAGAACUUUAUAUCAGCUCUGAAAAUCUGAUAGAUGGUACACCUUGUUCCUACGACAAUGAGGACAAUAUUUGUGUUCAGGGACAAUGUCAAGUAGUUGGCUGUGAUGGAGUUCUGCAUUCAACAAAGGGAAGAGACAGAUGUGGAGUAUGCGGUGGUGAUAAUUCUGAAUGUUCAGAGAUGAAAUCGACUCUCAAUAGAAAACUGAGAAGAGAAUCUAGCAGGGUGGCUAUCCUUCCGAAAAUGGCAAGACAAAUCAGGGUGGAAAUCAACGUCACCGUCUAUCACUCUGAUAACCCUCUCUUGGCUCUCAUUCUCAAGAAUAGGAGAAAGAAAAAGUACGUGGUCUCCAUACCGAACACAGUCGUACACACCAAAAUUCUUGAAGGGACGAAAUUCUACUAUAAGAAAUUCAACAACAGACACAGCCUGUGGUCUACUGGACCGUUGAAAAACGAGAUGGUCAUUUUGGCGAUAGUACCCAAAACCGAGCUCAGAGCUGGCAUGAACAUCUCCUGCAGCACCUCGUACAGCAUUCAGAAAGACCACCUGAUCCCCUCCAAGAGGUACACCUGGAUCAUCGGAGGUUGGGGCCCGUGUUCUGCGAGCUGCAAUGGUGGCAAGCGGCACAGGACGGCCGCUUGUUGGGAUAAUUUGCAGGACAAGAUCGUGAAGAGGAAUCUUUGUUCAUUGUUGAACAGACCCAAGCUAGGAUCAGAAAAAUGCAAUACAUUUGGGUGCAGCUUUGAAUGGAUAGCAGGAGAAUGGGAGCCAUGCCCGGUAUCGUGUGGCACCAAAGGAAUACAGCAGAGGCAAGUUUACUGCGUACCUAAUUCCGCUCUGUCCGUCAUACUGAACCAGUUCAAUGGUACCAUGAAGGAGCCUUGGAGGUACAUGGUCCAUCCAAGGAGAUGCUCGGACUCCAAACCGUUAAGCACCAGGCCUUGCAACAGGCAACCGUGUUUUUCGUAUUGGAAUUUCACAGAAUGGUCACAGUGUUCAUCAUCUUGCGGGCACGGCAUCCAAACCAGGUCCUUCGUUUGUCCCCCUCCAGAAGACGAAACCUUCUUCACCUGCGGUCCCACGCCUACUGCGCAGAAAAGAAGCUGCAGCGGGCCUUUCAACAGACGCUCCCACCACCUCUGCAGAGGCAGGAGAGGGGGAAGAUGCGUCAAAGACGAGUCCGAGUAUUGCAGUUUCGACCUUUUGCGCAGCUACUGCAAACUGGGAGGUUUCAGGAAGCUGUGCUGCAAAUCUUGUUCGGGGCAUACGGUCCAGUUGGACAAUAAUUUAGUAGUGUCGCUAACCCUUUGA